AGGUCAGAAGACAUUUAAAAGGAGAAGAUCUAUCAUCAAUUGGGCCUUUUGGCAGGGUUCUGGCACUCACCUGGAUAACUUGCCCAUGUCCCCAACCUCUCCUAUGACAGGGCAGCUCUUUGGAGUGUCUCUGCCAAAUAUCUGUGAGAAUGACAAUCUGCCCAAACCUAUCUUGGAUAUUCUUGUUUUCCUUAAUCAAAACGGACCCCUCACAAAUGGCAUCUUCAGACAGUGCGCCAGUGUGAAAUUGUGCAAAGAGCUGAAGGAGAAGCUGGACGCGGGAGCAGACGUGCCCCUGGACACUGAAUCCAUUUUCGUGAUAGCGUCUGUUCUGAAGGAUUUUCUACGACAUAUUCCCAGAAGUGUUUUCUCAUCAGAUCUCUAUGACCAAUGGGUCUGUGUAAUGGAUCAAGGAAAUGAUGAAGAGAGAAUAAAUACAAUUCAAAGGCUGUUGGACCAGCUUCCGAGAGCCAAUAUUGUUCUUCUAAGGUACCUUUUUGGGGUACUACACAAUAUUGAGCAACACUCCUCAUCCAAUCAGAUGAACGCAUUUAAUUUAGCGGUGUGUAUCGCUCCGAGCAUUCUUUGGUCUUCUACUACCUACAGCCCAGAAUUAGAAGGCGAAUUUACAAAAAAGGUUACCCUGCUUAUUCAAUUUGUGAUUGAAAAUUGCUGUAGAAUAUUUGGAGAAGAAAUCACUUCCCUCUUUGGAGAGGUGUCAGUGAGGUGUGACAUUAGAGAGAAUGCCUCAGAUAUCUCUUGCUUACAAAUGACCGACGCCUCCUAUGACGGCUUGGAAAACGAGCUGAAUGAGGAUGUUGACGCUCCAUGCAGUGACCUGGUGACUACCCUCGGCCAGGGUAGCAGAAGCAUGGACUCAGUCCUCACCCUCAGUGACUGUGACCCCGACCAGCCCGAGCUGGAAGGUCUUUUAACCCUGAGCGACUUUGACUUAGACAAUCCUAAACAUGAAGACAUUCAAAUGGAAGGGCCUCUCGAAUCCAAGCCGGUGACUGUCCCAGGACUGUACGGAGAGGCCAGCCUGCAGGACCAUGGCGGGGCCCCGUCUGGCGCCGCCACACCCAGCUACCUGACCACGGCUGCAGCAGAUGCUCCGAAAAGCCCGCGGCGACAGCGGCGCUGCUCCGAGCCCAGCAUCGACUAUCAAGAUACAAAGCUGUCCUCUUUCCGGGAGUUUUACCAGAAAAAGCUACGCAAGUCCAGCUGUGAUGCAAUUCUCUCACAGAAAGGUGAGGACCAUCUGAAGCAAAGGGAACCCCCACAGGAGGAGGGUAAGAUGUAUUUUAAACAGGCUCUAGUAACAGGCACUGACAUCAAGAAAAAUGCCUCUAAUAAAAGUGCUAAGAAGAAGGGCUUCUUUGGUAUGCAAGGAAGUCAGGUGAAGUGCCCCCCGCCCUCAAAGCCAGUGGCCAUUUCUGUGGCAUCUUGCAAUUACAUGUCCUCACAUGAUUGUCCCAGGAGCCAGCCCUUGGAUGCAGACACACCUGGACACGCCCCGCCACACACAGCAGAUGCCCCCAAGAGUUCCAAGAGGCACCGGCGCUGCUCAGAAACCAGCAUCGACGACCAGCGCUCUAAGCUGAGCUAUCUCAGGGGGAUUUUCUCAAGGAAACACAACAAAACCAGCUUUGAAGUACGCCCCUUGUCUGGAGGGGAGUAUCUCCAGCAGCACAAGUCUUUACAAUUGGAGGGCCAAAAGCUCAUUAACCAGAGCUUGGUCAUGGGGAUCGAGGUGGGCAAGAGCGGUGCCACCGACCAGAACCCCGAGAAGCUUUUACCCUCAAAAUUAAGCACCUGCCCCAGGACAAGCUGUUCUAGCUUGUCCUCCCCAGGCACCUCCCCAUCUGGCUCCUCAGUGAGCUCCCAGGAUAGUGCUUUCUCUCAGAUUUCAGAGCAUUCCGUGUUUACACCCAACGAAACGUCCUCCCCAGUAGAUUGCACUUUUCAGGCCCCAAGCCAGCAGGGAGAACCGUCCGACUCCAGCAGCACCAGACUCCUUUCUGGAGUGCCUGGUCCCGCCUCUGAGCAGGCCAGCAGCCGCCUGGCUUAUUCAAAUAAGGACACCUUAGAGCGGCAUUCACAGAUGCAUUCUGUAACCCUUCAUCCCAGCACAUGGCUAAGAAAUGGUAUGGCCAGCUUGAAAAACUGGUCCCUCAAAAACAAAGCCAGGGCAGCCAAGGCAGAGGAAAAGAAAAUAUCUUCUCUGCCAGGGCCCGCAGAGCCCCCUCCCCAUGCUUCUGGGGCUCCAGAAGCCAACCCACAGCAAGAGACACAGAAAGACAUGCCCCCGACGGUACCUGCAGGACUUGCAGCUGCGCCUACAGCCCAGCGGGACAGCUCCGAUCCCAGCCACGUCUCCGAGCCACGCCGUAGCUCUCCACCCAGCCUAGUGGAAGGCACAGUGGAGCUCUGUCUGAAGUCACAGGAGGAAGAAGAGAGUAGCGGGCCGUGCUCUCCUGGCACCCCGCCGUGUGCAAUAUCCUCGCCAAGCUCUUUGGUUAUAGAUGAUGAGUCCGGCCCAGACUCAGGGCCUGCACCAGUGUGUGAUGUUGAGGACAAACAUUCAACCAAAGACAUUUUACCACAAGAAGAACCUGAUGUCUAGAAGAACAGGAAGAACAGAAAAUGGCCUAAUAACAUCAAGACAAUAUUCAUUAUGACCCCUUUGUGUAAAGUACCUGGAAUAGGUGGCAUAAAGAUAAUUAUUGCUAAUACUUAGUACAAUAAAAUAAUUCUCUUUACUAAGACCAUGUGGCAAGAAGUUUUACUACAAUUUUAGAGAUACUAGCAGAGUUAGAGAAAGUGUCUUCUUUUUUUUUCGUUUUAUAAACUUUAUUGAAUUUAUUAGGUAACAUUGGUAAAUAAAAGUAUAUAGGUUUCAGGUGUACAAUUAUAUAAUACAUCAUCAGGAUAUUGUAUUGUGUGUUCACCACCCAAAGUCAAGUCUCCUUCCAUCACCAUUUAUCUCCCUUUGCCCUCUCCUGUGACUCCACACCCCCUUUCCAUCUGGUAAUCACCAUACAGUUGUCUGUGUCUAUGAGGGUUUUUUGUUGUUUGUUUGUUUUUUUGGGGGGGUGGGGGUACUUAAUCCCUUCACCUUUUUCACCCAGCCCACCAACCCCCAUAACCUCUCAGAGCUAUCAGUCUCUAUGCGUCUGUUUCCAUUUUGUUUGUUAG
Messenger RNA from Myotis daubentonii (Daubenton's bat), 3198 nucleotides. Its product is annotated as rho GTPase-activating protein 20-like. The record is from RefSeq and is a predicted model, not a curated record. Gene Ontology annotation, biological process: signal transduction; regulation of Rho protein signal transduction. NCBI's taxonomy places the organism in Eukaryota, Metazoa, Chordata, Mammalia, Chiroptera, Vespertilionidae. Gene Ontology annotation, molecular function: GTPase activator activity.